Elaeis guineensis (African oil palm) is the source of this 2021-nucleotide messenger RNA. Lineage: Eukaryota; Viridiplantae; Streptophyta; Magnoliopsida; Arecales; Arecaceae. The record is from RefSeq and is a predicted model, not a curated record.
CGCUCUCUUCCCCGCGGCGAGCGACGAGAAGAACGGAACGCUCAGUAGAAAACAAAGAACAGAAAAAAAACGGGGCAUUUUUCCUUCGUUUCUCCUCUUAUGGGUUUUAAUCUGAUACCGAUGGCGGCUUCGAAGCUUUUGAUGGUUUCGAUCGUUCUCUGGCUCUUGAUGGUUGGAAUCCGGGGUGACGCGGAGGUUGAGGACGGGACGGUGGCCGAGGCCUAUGAUUCGCCGCUGAAGCUGGAGAUCAAGCAGCUUAAAUCCAAGGUCGCCGGUCUAGGUCAGCUCGGAUUGUAUCAUUUCUUUGAAUCCCUCUUGAAGCUAGGGUUUUUCGUGGUUCGAUUAGUUCCUUGGCUCUUUGUUCUUUGUUUUGCGUCCAUGGACGAGAGAUUUGGGUGAGUCGGUGAGAUCAGAGAAUCAAGUAUAUUGGAUAGAAGUGAUGAAGCGAAGAUAAAAGAUGAGAGAAUAGCGCAACUGGAAAGGAUUAUCAAGGAGAAGUCGGCGACCAUGGCUUCACUGCAGAGUGAGGUAGAAUUGCUUCAGAAAAAAGGGGUUGUAGACGCCCAGGCAUUGAUAGGAAAGGCUGACGCACGUGCUGAUGAACUUGAGAAACAGAUUGAGAAGCUUAAAAAUGAAAUAGAGACCCAGACUGGAAAAGGAGAUGCUUAUGAGGCCCGGGCUGGUGAAGCAGAGAAGAAAGUGCAAGAACUGAGUCUGAAAUUAGAAAAUAUUGAAAGGAUAAAUGAUGAGCAGAGACUCAGACUUCAAAAAUCUGAACAAGCUCUUCAAGUGGCACAGGAGGAAUUGGCAAUGAUGCAACUAGAAGCAAGAUCAAAGUCAGACCAGUUGAGGGAGGUUCAUGGGGCAUGGCUACCACCUUGGCUGGCAAGCCAUAUUGCUCGUUGUCAGGAUCUUGCAGUGACUCACUGGAAUGAGCAUGGGAAACCUGCUUUGGAUGUUUUCCUGCAAAAGGCUUCAGAGAAAUCAACACAGGCACAGAAAUGGGUAGAACCCCACAUGGAAACUGCUAGAACAAAAUGGAUCCCUGCUGUCAAGGAACAAUGGUUGACCUUGAUAACUUAUAUUGGUCCCCAUGUGCAAAUGGUCUCUGUUAAAGCUAUCGAGCUUUAUCGGGUAUGCACAAAUACUGUGACACUGCAUGUUGUGAAAGUAAGAGAACUUGGCAGUCCUUAUUUCCAGGAAGCUAAGAAGUUUUCUAAACCAUAUAUUAACCAAGUUGCUGCUGUCAGCAAACCUCAUGUUGAGAAAGUGCGUCUUGUUAUGAAACCUUACACAAAAUAUGUAGCCCAUGCUUAUGCAAAGUCGCUGGGGUCAGCAACUGCAUAUCAUCAUCAGGUUCAAGCCGCCGUCCAGGAGAAAUUAGAGAAGCAUGAACUCACAAAACCUCUUGCAACUAAAGAGCUGGUGUGGUUCAUGGCCUCUGCAUUGUUGGUUUUACCUGUUUUCUUCAUUUACCGAAUCUUUUCAUCCAUAUUCUGUAAAAAGACAAGGACCACACCGAAUGCCAGUGCCAAUCAUGCAUCUCAUAAACAUAAAAGGAGGCAUGCCGGCAAAUAGAGUGCAUUGGAUAUAUGGGUGUGGUCCAGUAAUGGGUGGAUAGGUCAUGGAUUUUGGGGUUCGGAGAGACACUACUGAAAGAUGCUUUAACAGUCGUGUAUGGAAAAAAUUACGUUUUCUUCUUUGACGUAGAUGUUUGAGAGUGCAACUCCUACGCUCACAAGUGUUUCCUGGGAUCGUGGAUUGUGCAUGUCAUUUUAAAUUAUUUUCUUGUGGUGAUGUAUUUGUCGUGCGAGAUCUAUGUAAAUAUCUAUUGCGAGUAUAUGUAGAUAUAACAUAGAAUUAGGAGGAAAAAAUGGGGGAACUGCACGAAUCCUAUUAUUGGCUCAGCAGUCGUGUAGUUGCUGAAUACUCUGCCACCAACCCAGACCGAAUUUCUGGAGGACUGGGACAGGGGCAUACUCUGAGGAGAUCUUUAAAUAUGAACUUUAGUCUUUGGGAGG